Rhodotorula toruloides NP11 is the source of this 1185-nucleotide messenger RNA. RefSeq names its product threonine aldolase. Lineage: Eukaryota; Fungi; Basidiomycota; Microbotryomycetes; Sporidiobolales; Sporidiobolaceae. Gene Ontology annotation, cellular component: cytosol. Gene Ontology annotation, biological process: L-threonine catabolic process; glycine biosynthetic process. Gene Ontology annotation, molecular function: L-allo-threonine aldolase activity. The record is from RefSeq and is a predicted model, not a curated record. The coding region runs from base 1 to 1185 and encodes 394 amino acids. The transcript has 7 exons.
AUGGUCAAGCCGCUCUCGAACAAGCAGGCCAACGAGGCCCACCUCGCCAAGAUCGCGAGGGACUUCCGAACCGACACGAUCACGAUGCCGACGGACGAGAUGUUUGAACUCAUGAGGGAUGCGUCGAGGGGCGACGACGUCUACGGCGAGGACCAGGCGACGAACGACUUGCAGGAUAAGAUUGCAAAGAUGGCCGGCAAGGAGGCGGGCUUGUUCUGCGUCUCGGGCACGAUGACCAACCAGCUCGCGAUCCGCACCCACCUCACCCAGCCUCCUCACUCGAUCAUCCUCGACGCCCGCUCGCACGUCCACCUCUACGAAGCCGGCGGUGUCGCGAUGCACUCGCAGGCGUCGUCGCACGCCGUCCCUCCCCGGAAUGGCCACCACCUCACGCUCGAGGAGAUCCUUGACAACGCCGUCUUUGGCGAGGACAUCCACUCGGCACCGACCAAGCUCGUCUCGCUCGAGAACACCCUCUCCGGCAUGGUCUUCCCGCAGGAGGAGAUCGUCCGCAUUUCGGACUGCAUGCGCAGCAACGGCAUCAUCAUGCACUGCGAUGGCGCGCGCAUGUGGGAGGCUGCGGUCAAGACGGGGUUGAGCCUCGAGGAGCUCUGCAGGCCUUUCGACACCGUCUCGCUCUGCUUGUCCAAGGGUCUCGGCGCGCCUGUUGGCUCGGUCCUCGUCGGUCCUCGGAAGUUCAUCGAAAAGGUCAAGUGGUUCCGCAAGGCGUUCGGCGGCGGUAUCCGCCAGUGCGGCUCGCUCGCCGUCGCGGCAGACUACUGCGUCGACAACCACUUCCUCAAGCUCAAGGGCACGCACGAGCUCGCGAGCUACCUCGCCAAGUCGCUGGCCGACCUUGGCGCGCAGCUUCUCCUUCCCGUCGAGACCAACAUGCUUUGGCUCGACCCGUCCUCGCUCGGCUUCUCCAUCGCCGACCUCGCCGCGCGCGCCAAGACGCGCGGCAUCACGCUCGGCUCGAACCGCAUCGUCGUGCACCACCAGAUCACGCGCGAGGCAUGCGAAGACCUCGUCGCUCUCGUCGCCGAGUUGAAGGACGAGUUCAAGGACAGGCCGAAGAAGGAGAUUGACCAGGAGCAGAACAGGCUGUAUGCUGAGGGCGUCUACUCGAGGCCUAUCGAGCCCCCCAUCGCGCGUCUCGGUACCAGCUACGGCAAGAAUCAGUAG